GAGAAAAAGGAAAUUGUUGGACCCCUGGACAUGUUGAAAGGCUGCGUCUAUGACUUGUGUGGAUAGCUGCCGGGUAUAAAGCGAGGGUUUGCUGUCUAUCUGCUGUUGCCAGGAAAGCCCUGAAAGGCAGAGCGAGCUGAACUCUGCGUUCCCACCGCUGCGGCACGAUGGGAUCCUCCACUCUGGGCAAGGCGGCGUCUCUCGAUGCGCUGAUAGUUGAAUGCGUUCACGCAUUCGAUGAUAACGGUGAUCUCCAUGCCAACCCGCUCCCUCGUACCAUGCUGCUAAUGCAUCGCUGGUAUGUUACAUCCUCUGAGCUGGCAGGAAAACUACUAAUGAUGUACCGUGAUGGCAAAGAAGACAGCAGCAGGAUGACCAGGCUGAAGAUUUGCUAUUUCAUGAGGUUCUGGAUAGUGACCUUCCCUGCAGAGUUCAACCUGGAUUUGGGCCUGAUUCGGAUCACAGAGGAGUUCAGGGAGGCGGCCGCUCAACUUGGUUGUGAGGACCAUUUCAAACUCAUCGACAUCUCAGCCAUCCCAUCAUAUGAUUGGAUGCGGAAGCUGACCCAGAGGAAGAAACAAGCCAAGAAAGGGAAAGCAUCACUGCUGUUUGACCACUUGGAGCCUGUGGAGCUGGCAGAGCAUCUCACCUUCCUGGAGUUCAAGUCCAUCCGGAGGAUAUCGUUCACCGACUAUCAGAGCUACGUGAUCCAUGGUUGUCUUGUGGAAAAUCCAACUCUGGAGCGCUCCAUCGCUCUCUUCAACGGCAUCUCACAGUGGGUCCAGCUGAUGGUGCUCAGCAAACUCACACCUCAGACCCGAGCUGAGGUCAUCGCCAAAUACAUCCACGUGGCUCAGAAACUGCUGCAUCUUCAGAACUUCAACACUCUGAUGGCGGUGGUGGGAGGCCUGAGCCACAGCUCCAUUUCUCGACUAAAAGAAACCCAGGCCUACCUGGCGCCAGAAGUUCUGAAGAUUUGGAGCGAGAUGACAGAGCUGGUCUCUUCCAACAACAACUACUCCAACUACAGAAAGGCCUUCAAUGACUGCAGAGGGUUCAAAAUCCCCAUCCUGGGCGUUCACCUGAAGGAUCUGAUCGCGGUGCACGUCGUCUUUCCUGACUGGGUCGGUGACGGCACCAUGGUGAACCUGGUGAAGAUGCAUCAGCUGUACAUGACGUUCAAUGAGCUGGUGUCACUACAGAGUGUGGUAUCCCAAGUGGAGCCCAACAUGGACCUCAUUUACCUUCUGACGCUUUCUCUUGACCUUUAUUACACAGAAGAUGAGAUUUAUGAGCUGUCGUUGCUAAGGGAACCACGUAACCCAAAAUCGCAGCCUAUAUCUCCAACUACUCCCAACAAACCUUUGGCCCCACUGGACUGGGCCUCUGGGGUGACCACCAAACCAGAUCCUUCUGUGGUCAGUAAGCACAUUCGCAAACUAGUAGAAUCUGUUUUCAGAAAUUAUGACUAUGACCACGAUGGCUAUAUAUCACAAGAAGACUUUGAGAGUAUUGCAGCUAAUUUCCCAUUUCUGGACUCAUUCUGCGUUUUGGAUAAAGAUCAAGACGGAUUGAUCAGCAAGGAUGAGAUGGUGGCGUAUUUCCUCCGGGCCAACCCUCUGCUCCAGUGUAAGAUGGGACCAGGAUUCAUUCACAACUUUCAGGAGAUGACCUAUCUGAAGCCAACCUUCUGUGAACAUUGUGCUGGAUUUCUCUGGGGAAUCAUCAAGCAGGGAUACAAGUGCAAAGACUGUGGUGUUAACUGUCAUAAACAAUGUCGGGAACUGCUGGUUCUGGCCUGCAGGAAGCUGAUUGGCUCAGGCUCUGUAAGCAGCGGCUCUCCAGCCAGGCUGACCCACAGCUCUCUGCCCAACAGCCCAACGCUGCCCACCUGUAAAGACGAGGACGAUGUCUUUGAGUUUCCAGCUGUCGCCCUGGCAGGUCCAGCUCCGGAUCCUCAGUCCAUCACCCUGAUGACCGGCUCGGCUCAAAGGAUAUCUGUGCGCCUGCAGAGGGCCACCACCAGCCAAGCCACACAGACCGAGCCCCUGUGGUCUGAUGUGGGCUGGGGGUCCCCAGACAGCGGCUCACACACGUUUCCUAAAAUGAAGUACAGGACUCACAGAAAAGCGUCUAAACGUCCAGGUGUUGCCAGCUGGGAAAACCACAGUAAUAGGCAGCAGCACGGAGUUUCCGCUCAGAACUAUUUGAAUUAUCAAACGAGCCCGGCAUCUGUGAGGGACGGAAACGGAGAAACAAACACGAUGGAGAGGGAAUAUAAAGAGAAUGAGGAACUGCUGGAGGAGUUCUGCAAAGAACUGCCUCAGAUCUCUGCAGAGAUCAAUAUCGAUCUGGAGCGCCCGCUGGGCAUACAAGAGCUCCACACAGCCCUCCAGAGCAUGCAGGGCCAGAAGUCCCCAGGCGUUGAUGGGCUCACAGUGGAGUUUUUCAAGGCCUCCUGGGAUCUUCUGGCCCAAGACAUGCUCGAAGUGUAUAACAAGAGUCUGGCCACUGGUUCGCUCCCCUUAUCCUGUCGCAGGGCAGUUAUUGCUCUGCUGCCCAAGAAGGGCAACCAUCAGGAGAUCAAGAACUGGCGCCCCAUGUCCCUCCUCUGCACGGAUUACAAAAUCCUCUCGAAGGCCCUGGCCACGAGACUAGGAAGAGCCAUGGAGCAGGUCAUCCACCGGGACCCAGACCUACUGCGUCCCCGGCAGGUCCAUGAAGAACCCUUGGUGUACGGAGCAAGACUGGAUGUUGGAGAGGACACGUUCCUGGGACUGACGGAGACGCUGUCUGGAGCCGGCAUAGUAACCUUAAAGAGGCUGAUCCGAGCGUCUGGAGCGGACUUUAGCGAUGCCCAGCAGGUUGCUGCCGCAAUGAAAGUAAAGUCCAAAAGAAUGAUGGAACGUGUCCUGUUAAAAAUAAAAAUAAGAAUGACUGGAGAGGAAAAGAGGCUGUUGCAGGCAUACGAGGAAGGGAAAUGUCUGCCAAAGGAAACAGACCCCUUUCCGAAAGUUCUUCUGAGCCCAGACUUUGAAGAGGACAGAGGUUCUCUGCUAAAGAACAUAGACUCAGAAAUGGAGUUGUCCUCGGACUGCUUCGCCAAGCGGCUAGCGAAACAGGGGUCCCUCCCACAAACACAGGACGCCCAUGGAAACGUCGUAGACGGCGCGAUAGGAAGCAGAAGCGCGGCUGUCGCGGAGGACUAG
Messenger RNA from Poeciliopsis prolifica (blackstripe livebearer), 3209 nucleotides. Its product is annotated as ras guanyl-releasing protein 3-like. Gene Ontology annotation, cellular component: plasma membrane. Gene Ontology annotation, biological process: positive regulation of GTPase activity; Ras protein signal transduction. Lineage: Eukaryota; Metazoa; Chordata; Actinopteri; Cyprinodontiformes; Poeciliidae. The transcript has 19 exons. The record is from RefSeq and is a predicted model, not a curated record. Gene Ontology annotation, molecular function: guanyl-nucleotide exchange factor activity; calcium ion binding. The coding region runs from base 168 to 3209 and encodes 1013 amino acids.